This is a messenger RNA of Trichomycterus rosablanca, 1083 nucleotides long. It is a transcript of the gene pou4f4, whose product is annotated as POU class 4 homeobox 4. The record is from RefSeq and is a predicted model, not a curated record. Gene Ontology annotation, molecular function: DNA-binding transcription factor activity, RNA polymerase II-specific; RNA polymerase II cis-regulatory region sequence-specific DNA binding. Bases 1 to 1083 code for a protein of 360 amino acids. The transcript is spliced from 2 exons. Lineage: Eukaryota; Metazoa; Chordata; Actinopteri; Siluriformes; Trichomycteridae. Gene Ontology annotation, biological process: regulation of transcription by RNA polymerase II.
AUGAUGUCCAUGAACAGCAAGCAGGCUUUCAGUAUGCACCCGAUCCUCCACGAACCAAAAUACACACCUCUGCACUCCAGUUCAGAGGCGAUCCGGCGGGCAUGUCUGCAAACACCCUCGCUGCAGGGCAACAUCUUUGCCGGUUUUGAUGAGACGCUGCUGCAGAGGGCCGAGGCUCUGGCCGCUGUGGACAUCGUGACACAGAAAAGCCACCCGUUCAAGCCAGACGCCACGUACCACACAAUGACCAGCAUGACGGGCAUGACCGGCACACCCACGUCCUCACCGGCGCACCUGCACCACCCGUCCGUGCUCACGUCCCACCAUCACGCGCACCACGCGCACCACCCGCACCACCAUCAGCCCGCUCAAGGCCUCGAGGGAGACCUGCUCGAACACCUGUCCCCCGCUAUCUCGCUUGGAGGCAUGCCGACCACCGCCGACAUGGCCUCGGGCGCAUCGCACGCUCACUCGCACAUGGCUAUUGCCAUCAACCACGCUCAGCACCACCAUCACCCACACGCGCAGGCCGUCAACGUGCACCACCCACACCACCUUGCCGCACACGCUUCGCUCGCCAGUGCUUGUAUCGGGACGGGGGAUGCCGAGCCAGACCCGCGGGAACUCGAGGCGUUCGCUGAACGAUUCAAGCAGCGCCGAAUCAAGCUCGGCGUGACCCAGGCGGAUGUUGGCUCCGCGCUGGCCAACCUCAAGAUCCCAGGCGUGGGCUGCCUGAGCCAGAGCACGAUCUGCCGUUUCGAAUCACUGACACUCUCGCAUAACAACAUGGUGGCACUGAAGCCCAUUCUUGAAGCGUGGCUGGAGGAGGCCGAAAGGGCGCAGCGCGAGAAAAUGGCCAAACCGGAGAUCUUUAGCGGCGCGGAUAAGAAACGCAAGCGCACCUCCAUAGCGGCGCCGGAAAAGCGCUCACUGGAGGCCUACUUCGCCGUACAACCACGACCCUCAUCCGAAAAGAUCGCCGCCAUCGCCGAGAAGCUCGACCUGAAAAAGAACGUAGUGCGCGUCUGGUUCUGCAACCAGCGGCAAAAGCAGAAGCGCAUGAAGUUCUCAGCGGCGCACUGA